Molecule: messenger RNA, 781 nt
Organism: Strongylocentrotus purpuratus (purple sea urchin)
Lineage: Eukaryota; Metazoa; Echinodermata; Echinoidea; Camarodonta; Strongylocentrotidae
Exons: 3
Coding region: 31-384 (117 amino acids)
Source: RefSeq, a predicted model, not a curated record
GACCCAAAUAAUCGUGCGGAAAGACAGCGAAUGGCAGCAGGAGCCAGCGUUAUGUUUCUUCAAGUACGACGAUGGCUAUGGGGGGCAAUUGAGGACAAACUUCUGAGGAAAUUUGAGACUGAGAGUAAACAUGGUCUCAGUGAAAUCAAGAAUUCAUGCAGACAAUCUGUGGAAGCAUUCUGCGACGUCACAGAUGCUUACUACCAAAACCAGAUCGAGAACGCCCUCAGGAUGCAGUACCGGUCAGAGUGGAUAGACCGAAAAACUAAGCUCGACCAACUCUUCCAGCUGAGUGAUCGCCUCAAUGUUUACAGACACAAGGCUAAGGAACUCAAACAGCAACAAGGAGCUCUCCAACCUAACUACCUAGACGUAAUUGAGUAGACGUGGACACAAAUUAAUAUCAUCUGGAAUUUUAGUAUGAUAAUGUCUUCCAUGCAAAACCGUGUUUGGCUAUGGUUUACAGGUUGUAUGAUCGAAGGGCUCGAUGUUACUGAGCAAUAAUCGUAUGUAUUCAUGCUCACAAGUACCCGUCGUGUGCAGGUUCGUCAUCUUGACGUAGGGAAUGUAUCAUCGAGUAGUCUUUGAUGCGUCAUUUGAGAGUGACGCUACAUUGCUACUAUUUAGCAAAAUGCCUUAUUUCAUAAAAAGAGCCAUGCAUUUCUUUGAAACUAAUUACGAACCCUGAAGGAAUUAUACCACCUUAUAAAUCUAAAUAUCCAAUUGUUCCUCUCUUUCAAAUCACCAUUAUCAAUAAAGCUUGUGGCCAAUAAAAUUAGUC